Paramuricea clavata is the source of this 447-nucleotide messenger RNA. The record is from the annotation of a GenBank genome assembly. Lineage: Eukaryota; Metazoa; Cnidaria; Anthozoa; Malacalcyonacea; Plexauridae.
AUGGCUUCCGAGGCAUUACUUUUUCUGUUGGUCGGAACGAGAAGUCAUCGGAAAUGUCCCAUUGGAUACUUUUUAGGACAUAAAAUCAGCGCCAAAGACCAGGCAAAAUUAGUAUCGAAGUCAUUGGAAAUGGCAGCAAAGGCUGGACUAAAGGUAUGGUCGGUGACAGCAGAUGGCACAGCAGUCAACCUUAGAACAUUUGAAAUUCUCGGUUGUAGUUUUAAUGGCAGUUACAAUGAGAUGACCACUUCAAUUAUUCAUCCAACUACUGGUGAAGAAGUUUUUAUCAUUCUUGACCCCUGCCACAUGCUUAAACUUGCUCGUAAUGCUUUGGCACACCUUGGGACCAUUGUUGAUGGUGAGGGAAAUGCAAUAAGGUGGCACCACAUUGAGGAACUUCAAAAGUUACAAGAAGUGGAAGGACUGAAUCUCCUUCUCGUAUUUUAA